AGGCGCAGUAGUGGGCAGUGCUCAAGGACCAGGCACCAAUCACUGGACACUGGGCAUCGAAGAAUGUGUUGAGCGAAUAUUAGUGAUGCUAAAUACCGCUAAAGAAAAGGCUGGUAUUCCCCAAAACCAGCCUUUAGAUGCUUUGGGACUCACAUUGUCGGGAUGCGAGCAGGAGAGCAGUAAUUCAGAGCUGGCUGCCAGUGUGCUAGCAAAGGAUCCCAAUGCUGCAUAUGAUGUCUACGUGGCUUCGGAUACCGCUGGUUCCUUGGUCACGGGAGCGCCUGAUGGUGGAAUGGUGUUAAUUGCUGGUACUGGGUCCAACGCUCUUCUGAGGACCUGUGGUGGUGAACAAAUUGGAUGUGGCGGUUGGGGAUACCUUCUAGGAGACGAAGGCGGCGCAUACUGGAUAGCCUACAAAGCGGUGAAGGCGAUCUUUGACCAUAUAGACGGCUUGAAUCCUACGCCGCUCCCAAUUGACAGGGUCUGGGAGGCUAUUAGGGAACAUUUUGGCGCUGACACCAGAGCUGAUCUACUACCACAUGUUUAUAAAGACUUCGACAAGUCUAAGUUUGCUGGUCUAACAUUAAAACUAGCAGAACUAGCUAAACAAGAGGACAGCCUCGCCUGUCACCUUUUCGACUGCGCCGGCGAAGCACUAGCUUGUCACGUGCGCUCGCUCGCAUCAAAAGCAAGAACAAGGAAACUACGCGUCGUAUGCGUUGGCUCUGUAUGGAAAAGCUGGGAUUUACUCAAGACAAGUUUUUUGAAAAAGCUGAGGGAUAGCGAUGUUGCAACAACAUUAGAAUUUGUGAGACUUCGGGUUUCAAGCGCUAUGGGAGCAGCAUGGUUGGCAGCCAAACACGUAAACUACGAACUACCUAGAGACGACGAAGCUUUCUGCUCAGUCUUCUACACUUACUACCGUGAUAGAAAUCGUAACGAAUUCGAGGAUGAAGUAAGAGGUUAUAAUGAAAAUCGGAAUAUAGACGAACCUUCUAAUGAAGGUUUUACAGACUAUGAUCUUCUAAACGAUUUUAUAGAAGGUAAAGAUAAAAACAUUGAGCUUGUAGACGGUGUUCUUGUACGCCGUGAUGUUGUAAACGGUCAGGGUGUAAACGGUCAUGCUGCAAACGGUCAGGGUGUAAACGGUCAUGCUGCAAACGGUCAUGCUGUAAACGGUCAGGGUGUAAACGGUCAUGCUGUAAAUGGUCAGGGUGUAAACGGUCAUGCUGUAAAUGGGUCAUCGACCUUCAAUGAAUUGAGAGAUUUUUCAUUAAUGAAUAUAAACCACUGUGACUGUUGUAUUGAGUUGACAGUUUCACUAUCAACAAUGAAUAUUUCGAGAUUUUCUCGUUUAAUACAAAUAAAACCUGUUAAAAACAUUAGUUAUAGAUGUUCAAGCCGUGCAUUAGAAUAUUUUAAUAGCAAUAACAAUAGGAAUGGUGCUAAGAGCAGUUAUUACAGUGGAAUUUUGGCGGUCGCGGCCGGGGUGAUAGGUUAUAUCAGUUUAAAGAAUAAAUUACUAGCUGCGACUGUGAUAAACAAUGAUUUAAAGGGUAGAAGAGAGAAGUUUAACUUUAUAGCUGAUGUGGUGGCUGUGUCAGCGCCGUCAGUCGUGUAUAUAGAGAUAAAAGAUGGUAGAAGAUUGGAUCUGUUUUCCGGUCAGCCUGUGACGUUAUCCAAUGGUUCUGGGUUCAUUGUGAAGGAAGACGGCCUUAUAUUAACGAAUGCCCACGUUGUGGUAAACAAGCCUAAUGCUAUAGUUAACGUGCGGUUAUUUGAUGGAUCCAUUCACACUGGUUUUGUAGAGGAUGUAGACUUGAAGUCAGAUCUCGCAACUCUUCGGAUACCGGUGAAAGGCUUACCUGUAAUGAAAUUAGGGUCAUCAGCAGACAUCCAGCCUGGAGAGUGGGUAGUGGCGAUGGGCAGUCCUUUAGCUCUUAGUAACACAGUCACCGCUGGUGUAGUCAGUUCUACUCAAAGAGCUAGUGAAGAACUAGGAUUAAGAGGCAAAGACAUGGUGUACAUACAGACAGAUGCCCCAAUCACGUUUGGCAACAGUGGAGGUCCGUUAGUAAACUUGGAUGGAGAGGCGAUAGGCAUAAACAGUAUGAAAGUUACAUCGGGCAUAUCCUUCGCUAUACCCAUAGACUAUGUCAAGGAGUUCUUAGCUAAGAGGACAACGAAGUCGCCACAAGUGUCGAGACGGUACCUCGGCAUCACUAUGCUGUCGCUAACGCCUAAUAUACUCAUGGAACUACGAAUGAGGAAUCCUGAGAUGCCGACUGACAUUGAACAUGGAAUCCUCGUGUGGAAAGUUAUCAUUGGAUCACCUGCUUACAAUGGAGGCCUUCAACCAGGAGACAUAGUGACCAGUAUAAACGACAAGCCAGUGCGGACAGCUAGCGACAUCUACCUGAUUUUAGAGAACACUAGCGGGAGUUUGCGCAUAGAAGUCGUUAGAGGGCGCCAGCGGGUGGCACUCACAGUCUCGCCCGAAACUCACUGAUGAACAGAGUACGAAUCUACGCGGAAUGUAGAAGUAAAAAAAAUAGAUUUGUAUUAAUUUUUGUCGUCAGAAAAAUAAAGUCAAAAUAGAAUGAAUGAUAGUUCUAAAGGUCUUGUAUGAGUAAAUUGUGUGAUUCAAUUGUUUUGUAUAUUUUUGUCAUCCUUUUUAAAAGUGUUGUUCUCUGAACUCUUGUAAAUAAUUAUUUUAUAUUCAUAAUGCGCCUCGAUAUGUUGUCGUAAUUUUAUGUUCCAGAGGUAGUUUUUUUGUGGCCAUCAUAUCCUUGCCUUAUGAAUAUCAGGCAUGAUAUAAUUACAUUAAAUAUUUGGAUAUAAAUUAUUUCGUAACCAUUUUUUCGAGUAAUAGAAAUUGUUUAUUGUUAAAUGUGGUUAAUUUAUUUAAACUUUAUUAUUUCACUAAUUCAUUAGCUGCAAGUUUAACAUUGUUCUUCAUUUUUCUUGUGCUAUGUUGCGUAUUGUUCAACAGUUCAAAACGCCAUUUUCGCGAUAGCAAUGAAGGUUUUCGUUUUUGCCCUCUUUAUAUGGCGCUAGUGAAGCUUAAGGUGCUAUUUGUCUAAUCACCUUAGCUGUCACAAAUAUUCUAUGGGCCAAUAGACCGUAAGUUAUACUAGCGAACGCCUCUUGUAGUGUGAAAACAAUCAUUUAUACUUUUUGCAAUAACAUUUGUAUAAAUAUCGACGACGAUUAAGCUAUAGAAACUUAUUUAUGUAUUUAAUUAAAGGAAAUGUUUUUUCAUUUCAUUCGAACGGAUAAAAAGUUAAUUUAAAUGAAG
Molecule: messenger RNA, 3298 nt
Organism: Spodoptera litura
Lineage: Eukaryota; Metazoa; Arthropoda; Insecta; Lepidoptera; Noctuidae
Source: RefSeq, a predicted model, not a curated record